AUGUCUACAGGACAGGCUGCAGGACCACUGAAAAUCCUGGGCGUCGAUAUCAAGUGGAUCUCUCUCACAACAUUGGCACUACAAAACGCAUUCCUCACCAUCAUCAUGCAUUAUUCGCGCAUCUCCACCUCGCCAUCUCGAUCAUAUUCUGCUGCAUCGGCCGUCCUCUUGAACGAGUUGCUCAAAGGAUCUAUCAGUCUAAUGACUGCGCUCAAAAGGAUCGACAACGAGAUGACAAAGGAAGAGUCUCACUUGCGAAGCCCAGUCGUCAAAAGCCGUACCGGGACGCCAAACAUGUCGGACCAUCAUCAGGGGUCAAUGCUGAGCUCGCCUCGGACAGGGAAAGCCGAGGUCGCUCGAAACUUCGUCUCGGCCUACUUUAGAGCGGAUAGAUGGAAGAGGUUGUCUAGGGAGAUCUUCUCGCCGGAUUGCUGGAAGCUGUCCAUUCCUGCUAUCCUCUACGUCAUCCAGAACAACCUGCAAUACACGGCGGCUUCCAAUCUGGACGUCGCGACCUUUCAAGUCACUUACCAGAUGAAGAUCUUGACGACGGCGUUCUUCAGUGUCUUCAUGCUCGGUAAACGGUUGAGCACCUCGAAAUGGCUUGCACUUCUCCUGCUCGCUGCGGGUGUCGGUAUCGUUCAGAUCCAGACCGGAUCUGGUGCCGGCUCGUCGCAUGCCUCGAGCAUCGUCAAGAAGGUCGAAGAGCUUGCAGCCGAGUCCGAUAUCGUUGCCGCGGUCAGCGGAGCCGUGCACGAGAUGAGUCCUUUCAAGGGAUUCGUCGCCGUGUGCGCGGCCUGUGUCACCUCGGGACUCGCUGGAGUUUACUUCGAGAUGGUGCUCAAAGGCUCGAAGGCCGACCUUUGGGUCAGGAACGCGCAGUUGUCGCUGUUUUCUCUCGUCCCUGCUCUUCUUCCCAUCCUUCUGGGCUCGGCGACGAGCAACUCUGGCGGAGGUCUCACAGGGAUCUUGCUCGAGCCGUUCAAGAAUUUCAGUGCUUGGGCGUGGGGUACGGUGGUUACUCAAGUCCUCGGCGGUUUGAUCACCGCACUCGUGAUCAAGUACUCGGACAACAUUCUCAAGGGAUUCGCCACCUCGCUCAGUAUCAUCCUAUCCUCGAUGGCGUCGGUAUUCCUCUUCAAUUAUCACAUCACGCCGGCUUUCGUCAUGGGAAGCUCGAUCGUGCUCUCGGCAACCUUCAUGUACAAUCAGCCAGCGACCAACAAGCCCAACCCGCUCGUUGCAGGCCUAGCCCACAAAAUUGCCGAAGCGACUGGAGGCAAAGUUGACCCAUCAUCGAGCCGAAGCAGGACAUCGGUCGCUGUUCCCGGCAGUCCGAUCCCCGCGAAUGCUCCCAUCAUCGGAGAGACUCCCAAACCUUCGAGAUCAUCUUCAAUGGUUUCUUUGCUGGGCUUGGGACAAAGCCUGAGUCGGGCGCCUACACCUUCGCAAUUCAACGGACAGUCCCGCACGACUACACCGUAUCUCACCGCGCACGCCACACCCAACGUUCUGUCGCCCUAUGGCUCGACUCAGAAUCUCACCGCGCUCGGUACCAACAGGCCCCCGCCUCUUCAGCCGCUGUCUCGAGCAAAUUCAAAUUACAGCAUACGCUCCGUGUCUGGCUCCGAAACGAGUCCAGGCUUCGGAUCGCUCCAGUCCUUCACACCAUCAACCAGCCCCACGAGUGCAAGAGAUCGCAAGCAGUCUGGUCGCCACCGUCCAGUGCUGGAAGUCAACACCGAUGUCGAAAUCAAGACCAGGUGA
Filobasidium floriforme is the source of this 1767-nucleotide messenger RNA. Its product is annotated as nucleotide-sugar transporter-domain-containing protein. The transcript has 2 exons. Gene Ontology annotation, cellular component: Golgi membrane. Gene Ontology annotation, biological process: pyrimidine nucleotide-sugar transmembrane transport. NCBI's taxonomy places the organism in Eukaryota, Fungi, Basidiomycota, Tremellomycetes, Filobasidiales, Filobasidiaceae. Bases 1 to 1767 code for a protein of 588 amino acids. The record is from RefSeq and is a predicted model, not a curated record. Gene Ontology annotation, molecular function: UDP-galactose transmembrane transporter activity.